AUGCGACUCACGACGUGGCAAAGCGCUGGCGUGGCCGUGCUUGUCGCGACGGCGCAGCCCUUCCUGGCGUCAGCACGGAAUGUUCAUGUGAAUUUGACGGCCAGCUGGCCCAGCUCGCCGCUGUUCCCGCUUCUGGAAACAAGUGAGUUCUUAGCGGAGGAGAAUCCGCUGUACUUCUGGCAAUUCCUGGAUGAAAUUGGAGCGCGCACGUCGUACGUGACGCUCGUGAGCGAGGACGUGGACGAGUUGGGGGUGCUUGCCAUGGCGGUCGCUGAGACGAUUGCGCCUGGCUCAAAAAGUAUCUUGGAGGUGAUGCUGGCGACACGUACGUACUCGGUCAAGGUGGAGAUGUUUCGUCAGCUGGGACUAGACUCGGGCUUUCGUCCGUGCGAAGCUGAUGCGGACACGUGGGCAGUGUUCUACCAGGAACCACAUUGCGUCGAGUCCGUGGCCUGCUCUUUGACUGAGCUAGAGGCGAUUCUAGUGGGCAAGAAGCAAGAAUCUAACAAUCAAGCGUGUAUUGCCACCGGUGUGAAUGAUGUCGAGCUGUCCGUGGACCACAAGUAUCCGUACAUUACGUCGGGCUCGAAGACGCCCGUGUCGGUGAUUCUCUAUGGACUUGUGGGCACGGAAAAGUUUCACAAUUUUCACUCGAGACUGGUGAAGCAAGCACAACACGGCAAGAUCCGGUACAUGGUGCGUCAUUACCCACGUGACUCGCCCUUGGAGACAUUGUUGCAAGGAUAUGGUGUGGCUCUGGAUGUCAAAAACAUGGAGUACACGACUAUUGAUGAUUCGAGAAAGACAGGAGAUGACGAUGGGGUUGAACUUGACGAGGGAGAUGACGAGGAAGGAAGUGAGGAAGACGACGUUGACGACGAAGAGGUCGAAGGUAUAUUUUUCAAGCCUUUGAUGACUCGUCAUAAAGCCAUUGCUGGUGAUCUGAGACAGUUUUACGACAUCCUGGUCAAAAAGGCGGACGGCGAGCAAGAGCAUGAGCUCAAGGCCUGGCAUUUAAACGAUAUGGGCGCAAGCGCUGUGCGUGCGAUAGUGGAUGCUAAGAAUCCGCUGAAGAUGCUGGAAACACUUUCACAGGACUUCCCUCUGCAAGCGAAAAAGCUUGCGUUCUCGCGGAAGUCAAUCUCGACAGAGCUCCGGGAUGGAAUUUUUUCCACACGUAUGCUUGUUGCGAACAACAGGCUUACCAAUAUGUUCAUUAUGAAUGGUAUUGCGGUCGACCCAAUGGAACGCUCGUUCAACGUGUUUGACUUCAUGAAGACGCUGAAGAAAGAGUGGUCUGUGGCCAAGCAACUUGGUCGUUUGCCCUUGAACCAGACGGAACUUGAGGAAAUGUUGAUGAAUGUGCGUGAAACAAGCCAAACGCAAUCUGCAGUUCGUAUUCAUGUGCGCGGACCUAUGGAUGGCACGACACCGUUAUACCUGAACAACAUUGAGACUGAUGCGGAAUAUGUUGAUUGGCCGUCUGAUGUGAGCGCGCUCAGACGACCCGCCUGGAACCUCAUUUUCAUUCGCAAGAAUAUGUAUGAAUGCGUACUUGUUCUUGAUCCACUAACAGGUGCAGGCCGUACAGCACUAUCCCACAUCGGCUAUAUGCGUAUGCGCGGUGCACCUGUGCAAUGGGCUCUCCUGAUAUCUUCGAAUGAGCUGAUGGCAAGCAGAACUCCUGAUGAUCGCCGUGCGUUAGUGGAGAAGUACAAAGCGUUCAGAGGGAUAGAAAAGGCAACUCCCUGGCAUUUUGCAAAGUUGUUAAUGCUGGCUCAGUCCAGGGACGCAACUGAUGCUGGAGCUCGUGGCCAAGGAAACGAGAACGCGCUGGCUGAAAACGAGGACGUAGACGAGGCAGAAGAAGACACCGACCGCGCCCGCUCUACACAAAUCGCUGCAGCGUUCAUGCAGCGUGUUGGUGUAAUUGAUAAGCCGAAUGUUCUGGUUGAACAGCUAGUAGACGCCUACGCCGAAGCUGCCCCCGGCAUCGGUACAUAUGAAGAAAAUGAGGAGGAGGCGUUGGCAUGCCUGAAAGGUGAUCGAUUCGAUAAUGAGGUGCUGGCAAUGACCGAUUUCAUCCAUGCGAAGCACGUACCGUUGGGUUCGUUCGUCUUCAAUGGCGUGGUUCAGAAGGACCUGGAUAUCCAGCGGUCAACGAUGGCCAACUUCGGCCGUGACCAACCACUGUAUGUUGACUUGGCUCACCGAGGCAUGCUGGACGACGAUAUGGAUCUUGUCGAGGAACUCAUGGCUGCUCAAGACACGUACCCAGUUUACUCGUCAAUUUUUGAGAGCCCGGAACGAAGUCACGCAGCUGGCGUUAGAUCGGGAGCACAAAAGCAUCUUUUUGCUGAUGAUGUGGAUGGUCGACUGGAGGCUGCAGCUCGGUCUGCAAUCUCGUAUCUGCAUGCGCCUGGCUCUAGAUCCUUGCCGAAAAAGCAGACGAUCAUUUUCCCAGCAGACCUGGACAAUUUGCGGGAUGUCAGUCACGCCUAUCGACUAGUGAAGACUGUACUUGAAGAUUCCAAGCAGUUCUUACGCGUUGGCAUUGUGCCUCAACUGAACGGCGAUGACAAAGGCAGGCAAAUGAGCGAUACGGGAAAGCUGGUGACUGCCAUUCUUGCCGCAGUGGGUAACUCGGACUGUGAAGCCUACCUUAAGUUCAUUCUGGAAGCACUGGACUGUGUUGUAAAGCAGAGGUCUGUCGAUGCGACGAAGACAAAACUCGUAGAAAUUUGGAAAAAGACGAAGGGGGAAGACGGGAGCAAAGAUCCGGUGCAUGAUAAGGUUCUGAUCCUCUUGAACGGCAACACAGGCAGAUGGCUGACCACUAAACAGCGUAAUGUGCUUUCGCAAUUUGACAUGCUCUUGCGCUCACGGUUCCCGCCUUUAUUGGAAGAGAACAGUCAGGAGGGCUCAUUCGAGAUUGCUCUUCCGCAUUUGUUUAUCAAUGGAAAGCAAGUGAGUCUCCCGUCGCAGACGUUGUUGGAUGAAGACGUGGCCACUAUCCUGGACUUUGACCUCAAGUACCGUUCUGAGCCUGUGGCUAAGGCACUCAUCGAGCAUACUGCCAGCAUGAAAAUUAAAGCUGCUGACAAACUGAGUUUUGAUGUCAUGAAGACUAUCGGCAUUGUUGAUAAGUACAUGAGGACCGAGCGGGCAUCACGCCUGACGAUAGAUGAGAAUGCUCUUAACGCUAUUCGGCUUCCGGGAGAUCCAUCCCUUCAUGUUGCAGUCUAUGUUGAUCCGCUAUCCGAAGCCGCGCAAGUGAUCAGCUCUAUGCUUCGGAUGCUGCACUCACAGUUGAAUGCUACCAUUGAGCUGGUACUGGUACCUGAAGACGAGUACACAGAAUUUCCGUUGAAACGUUUCUAUCGAUACCUGUUUGAGAAGAGGCCAUCUCUUGCCGCCACAAGCGUCGAGUUUCGUAAAUUGCCUAUUCAGCCAAUCUUCACCAUGAAAAUUGAUACCCCUGAGGCCUGGAAUGUACAGACCCUUUACGCGGGUGACGACUUGGACAAUUUGAGAGUGGACCCUGAAAGUCUGACAGCGGUGAAAUCUACGACUAGAGCUGUGUUCCGAUUGGAGAGCCUCUUGGUGUACGGCCAAUGCCGUGACAUGACCUUUGACUUGUACGCGCCUCCCAACGGACUACAAUUGGUUCUUGAGCGUGAAGUUGGUGCUCAGCUGCUGCACCGCGACACCGUUGUCAUGCAGAACCUGGGAUACUUUCAGCUUCAGGCGACGCCCGGCGCUUGGUCCCUACGCCUGGCAAAGGGUAGAGCCGCUGAGCUUUUCGACAUUGUUGACCCAGGCACAGACCUCCCUUUGGAGUCCCACCCUGUGAUUGUUUACGAUUUUGGCUCUCAAGUUGUUCAGCUGCUCGUCCGUAAAAAGAGUGGCAUGGAACGCGAAGAGCUACUUCGGUUAGACGAAACCGUAGCUGCGACAGACGAACUGAGUGCCGAGUCUGACGCGAAAUCGUCUGGCAAGGAUGAUGGAGCUCUUCGUUCGUACUGGAGCUCGAUGAUAAACAUGAUGGGCAAGCAUGACAAUGAGGUGGAAAAGAAGCCUCAAGCUGCAGGUGAUGAAACUAGCCAGACAGAGUUGACUGAUGCAGUUAGUGCCCGCACACGGCCUACUGAGCGUAGCGGAGAGACCAUUCACGUGUUUUCGGUUGCAUCCGGUUAUCUGUACGAACGCUUCGUUAAGAUCAUGAUGUUGAGUGUUCUCAAGCGUACCAAGAAUCCGGUGACGUUUUGGCUGCUCGAGAACUUCUUGUCGCCUGACUUUAAGGCGUCGAUUCCAGUGCUGCGUGAACAAUUCGGCAUGGACAUUCGUCUCGUUACUUAUAAGUGGCCCAAUUGGCUACGUCAGCAGACUGAGAAGCAGCGCAUUAUCUGGGGCUAUAAGAUUCUUUUUCUGGAUGUGCUGUUCCCACUUGGCGUGCAAAAGGUCAUUUACGUCGAUGCGGACCAAGUAGUGCGCGCCGAUCUGAAGGAACUUCUGGAACUCGACAUGGAAGGGAAACCAUACGGGUACACGCCGUUUUGUGAUUCUCGCAACCUCGGGUUCCAGUUUUGGCGUCAAGGUUACUGGAAGGACCACUUGCGUGGAAAACCAUACCACAUCAGCGCCCUGUACGUGGUUGACCUGGUGGUCUUUCGUCGGAUGGCUGCGGGUGACAUCUUGCGUGCAACUUACAGCCAGCUAAGCGCCGACCCGAACUCACUGGCGAACCUUGAUCAAGAUUUACCAAACUAUGUCCAACGCCAGAUCCCUAUUUUCUCGUUGCCACAAGAGUGGCUUUGGUGUGAAUCGUGGUGCAGCGACGAGACCAAGGCCGUCGCAAAGACGAUUGACUUGUGCAACAAUCCGAAACACAAGGAGCCGAAGCUGGACAUGGCCAAGCGCAUUAUCGCUGGAGAACUCUUUGACGAAUCAUGGAUUGAGCUCGACCAAGAGAUCAAGGACGUCGAGACACAGUAUGCUGCUCAUUCUGCUGUGUAG
Molecule: messenger RNA, 5016 nt
Organism: Peronospora matthiolae
Lineage: Eukaryota; Oomycota; Peronosporomycetes; Peronosporales; Peronosporaceae
Source: the annotation of a GenBank genome assembly